This is a messenger RNA of Trichomonas vaginalis G3, 3567 nucleotides long. RefSeq names its product helicase protein. The transcript has a single exon. Lineage: Eukaryota; Parabasalia; Trichomonadida; Trichomonadidae. The record is from RefSeq and is a predicted model, not a curated record. Bases 1 to 3567 code for a protein of 1188 amino acids. Gene Ontology annotation, cellular component: nucleus.
AUGCGUACGAGGAAUCGGGGCCAUCGAACAGAGACGCAGGACGACAACAUGGCCUACUCUGAUGAUGAGUACUCGCAUGAUGGUAAGUCUGGGAAGCAAAAUAUGCCUCCAAAAUCGACUUCAACGAUGAAAUUGAGAAAUAAAUCUGCCGAAAAACUCGUUGCAGAUAAAAAGGACGGAUUGAGUAACUUCGUUAUACAAUACUCUAAGAGAUCUUACUCUUUCAUAUAUCCACCUUCAAAGAAAUUGCAUGAAAUGCCCGAAACAAAAAAUAUUGAUACAGCAGCUAAAACUUCCGUUGAAUCUUCCACAUUUCUAACAAAGAAAUGGUCCGAAAACCUUAAUACUAUGCUUAUUGAUCAGUCAAACUCAGUAAAAUUUGCUUCAAUUUCAAUUUUCAUUGAGAAAUGUCGAUCAAUCUACCACAACUGCCCUCCAUUUCUAAUUAUUACUCAUGUCGAUCAGUUCAGUGAGUGGAUUGAUCAGAUAAAAUACUGGACAAACCAAUCAAUUUACAUUUGUUCUAAUAACAAGAACGAGCGUCAUGAUGUUAAUGACUUAUCACUGUUCUUUGAUCAAGGUCCUGAAGAUCAAUUUGGUGUUAUUCUUAUUAGUUUCAAUCAAUUUCAUACUGACCCUUCUGUUUUACUGAAAUUUAAAUGGGCAUCUGUUAUUUUUGAUGAUCCAGAAGAGGUAAAUGAUAUUUCUGUCUUAGAUUACCACUCAAGAACCCUCGUUCUUACAGAAGAUGAGCACAGAUCAGAUUUCGAACAAGAAUUUCUCUCUGUAGAAAAGGAUUCAGUAUUCCCAGAGUCCGAAAUAUACCAUAUCACGCCUGAAGCAGCAGCUUCCGAUGGUUUAUUCGCUGAAACUUUGGUGAAUUGUCCAAUGAUCCAGAUUCAAAAUGAGAAAUACUUACAAAUAAUACAAGAUAACAAGGAAUUUGUAAGUAAACUAUCAGAAAACAAAGGCGAUGCUCAUGAAAAAACAUGUGGAAUCAUUAAAUUUCUUAGAGAAUGCGGAGAUCAUCCAAGUUUAGUUGAUUCUUCAAUACAUUCUGAGUUGAUUUCGAUGUCUGGAAAGACAAGUAUAUUAUCAAGGCUUCUUUCAUCACAAAAAACAGAUAAAAGAAAAUCAAUUUUAGUUGCAUCAGAUGAGAACUCUAAAAUCAUUGAAACAAUGUUCUCUGAUAACAGAGUUUCAUAUGUUUGUAUCAAUACAGAAGACAGCAAAGCAGAUGUCGAAGAAAAAGUCAAACAAUUCGAAUCAGAAGAUUUUUCACGCGUUCUUCUUAUCAAUCCAGAAAAUAUGAACUAUGCAGUUGCAAAUACUAAGUCACAGACCAUCAUUUCCUACGAUUUGAGCUGGACUCCCGUUGAUUCUGGAUCCGAAAUCAUAUUAUGGAACGCUAAAGUACCAAAUACUCAACAAUACAGACUUGUCACUCAAGAUACUAUUGAGCAGAUCAUGUUUGAGCAUUUCUGGUUCAACAGAUCUCAAAAACCGAAAUCCGUAGAAAAUACCAAACUUUGUUCCUUCGAAUCUGCCUUAGAUGUUCUCAGGAGAGCACUUAUACUUGCUCAUAAGAACCUUGGAGUCGUCAGAUCCCCACACAGAUCAAUUCUUAAAGACAGUAAAACUGUUUUUUACUCUGACCAAACAGCAUUUGAAAUUUCAGAGUAUAAUUGGUCGGACACUUAUUUAGAACCACCUGAGAAACCAUUACCGCCAGAAGAGAAACCUAAAACAGUACGGCCAUUAACACCAGCACAAUAUUGGACACAUGAAAAUUUAUUGGAUUUUUUAACGUAUUUUCCGAAUUUUCCAUGGGGAAAAUGGAGUGUUUACGAGAAACACAACAGACCUGUACCAGAACUUAUCAAACUCUGGGUUGUUUUUGCAAAAUCUUUGUUCAAAAGUUUGCAAAACCAAAAUGAUUUUCCACACGUUCUUUCUCUGAUAAAAGAACAUGGAAAAUUCGACCAAAAGAGAUUUAUCAACUCGUUAAGUUCAUGGGGACAAGUCUUCCCUCUCCUAAACGCUGAAGAAGUUCUGACAGACAUAGAAAAUUGGCCAACAAUUGAAUCAGUUUGUUCGGAUGAUUUUGAUUCAUUUAGUGAAAUUCAAAUUCCGAAAUUUGACUCCGAAAUCCCUGAAAAUGAACUGAAAAAACUGAUUUUCUCUUCGAGCAGAGAUGGUCUCAAGACAAUUCCCGAUGAGAAGAGAGAGUUGUUCAGGCAAACAAUAAGAAAACUCCAAGUUGCAAUCAAAGAAAAAGGAAUUUUGGAAAAACAGAAUUCUAAAAAUUCAAAAAAUUCAAAGAAUUCUUCAAAAAGUCACGUUUCCACUUCACUUUCCAAAGAAAAAGCAAGUGACAUGAAGAAAUUCGAUGUAAGUGACCACAACAAAGUUAUAAACUGCUUGAUGAGUUUCGGACUUCCUGAAAAAAUCGAAGAAUUUAAGGAAGUUGCGGAUUUGUCAGAUUUUUCUGAUGAAAAAGUGACAUAUUAUAUCAAUUCUGUUAUCAGGUACUGCCAAACUAACGAAGACCCAAAGAGCCUUCAAAUCAUCGGCAGAAUCGUUAAAUAUCAUCAGCAAAAAAUACCAAAACGGUUAGAAUUAUUCAAAAAAUUGAGAUCAAUAAAAAGUGACAUCCAAACAUAUUCUGCUGAAGACAUAGAGUUCCUUCAAGCUGUUUCUUCUCACGGCUUCAAUUCUUCAUCAUUGUCACCUGUUUUAAUGUCACUUUUUUCUGGAUCUCCAUCAGAAAUCAAAAUCCAUUCAAAAGUGAAGUCACUUUUAGAGCAAACUCCUGUUAUUGUUGACAAGAAACUUCCAGAGAAUAUAGAGAGUAAAUUGCCACUCAGAUUGAAUGAUAUGCAGAUGCUAAUCAAAUUAGGAAAAAUUGAUGAAAAAAGUGUCAAUGAUUUUUAUGUUUAUCCAGAUGGAUACGAAGUUCAUACGAUCUCUAAACAAUCCAAUGGUGAAAGUGAUGUCUUCUGGAAAUGUACGAUAAAUCUGACAGAAAACGGUUUUAUUUUUACAAUGUCAAAUUUAGAAAAUGACACAAUCAAAUUUGAAGGGAAAUCUCCUGACGAAGUUGCCGAGAAAUACAAGAAGAAGUUGCAGAUGAAAGGUUUGAAGAACAUAACAGUUGAUGGACAUGAACUCUUCGCUUUGAAUUCUCCUUUGCUACACAAAAUUUUCUCCCAAAAUUCAAAAAUUAUUCCUUUGGGUUACAAAAAACGGUUUUUCACUUCAAAUUUGGUUUUAUCGUCUAAAUAUCCAGAAAUCGGAAAGUUCUCUAAAGAAACAGAUAAGAGCCAGAAUGCUCUGGAAAAGCCAAUGACAAAUAUUCCUGUUCCGCCUCAACAAACUCAACAACAUUUCAAGUUUCAGAAGAAAACAUUUGGAAACCUUCAAGCUCCGAUUGUUCUCGAUUUGUCUGAAUUGGAAAAGUCUGACCAACAAAGACUUACAUUGGGCUUCUCAACCAAUGUCAACAGCAACAAGAAAAUUGUUGAUUGCUACUCAAGUUGGAUCGAUUUCAGUGAUUGGUUGCCUUAA